This is a messenger RNA of Ochlerotatus camptorhynchus, 1312 nucleotides long. RefSeq names its product RAB6A-GEF complex partner protein 2. The record is from RefSeq and is a predicted model, not a curated record. Gene Ontology annotation, biological process: retrograde transport, endosome to Golgi. Gene Ontology annotation, cellular component: Ric1-Rgp1 guanyl-nucleotide exchange factor complex; Golgi membrane. Lineage: Eukaryota; Metazoa; Arthropoda; Insecta; Diptera; Culicidae. The transcript has 3 exons. The coding region runs from base 48 to 1259 and encodes 403 amino acids.
ACUAACUUUAGAUAUCAAAUUUUGGAAAACAUUAAUUUUUUGAUAAAAUGAUAGAAAUAACGGCUUGGCUAAUACGUGAUCAAAGUGCAGUUUUCCUGUGCGGAGAAACAGUCGAGUGUUUGAUAACCUUCACGAAUCCUUCGCUACCAGAACAUAGAAUUAGUCAAAGUAACAGUGAUAUACUGGAAAACCUAGCAUGGGCAACGGUUCAGAUACAUUGCUAUUGCAAUUCCACUAUCCAAGACCGUGGCGUAUCCGGCCUGGAAACGGCGAAUCCCAUUCACAAAAAUGUUAGUGGCUCAACAUCCCUGAAUGCCAGCAAUCAACUCAAGGGAGAGGUAUUGAAGUCCACUGUGCCGAAAAUUCUGUUUUGCGACUUACGAUUGUCACCAGGUGAAUCAAGGCAAUUCAUGUUCCGUGAAACGUUAUCAAUGAAUACUCCACCAACGUAUCGAGGCGUAAUGGUGAAGUAUUAUUACAAAAUAACGGUAGCCACCCAACGCGUUGGUUCCACAGUGCAGGCGUUGCAUAUUCCAAUUCGAGUACUUCCACUCCCGCCCAUCAACUGUAGUGACGAGACAAUUACUUUGAACGACGAAUCAAACGAGGAUUUGGCCCCAAAUAAUCCUUUUAUAGAAAAGAAGAAAGCACCAUCGAAGAUUGAAUACGCGUUACAUUAUCUGCAGAACAUCACUGCACGCAGAAGGCCCAACUUCUAUUUGAUUUCGAACAAGAGGGGUAAAGUCGGACGCUUUUGUAUUUUUAAACCAAUCUACAAGCUCGGGGAAGACAUUGUAGGUACGCUAGAUUUUAGCUGUGGAACUGUGAAAUGUGCGCAACUGUCGGUUACGUUGCAAUGCGAGGAAAUUGUCAAAAAGAAAACCGUAGAACAUUCCAAUGCACCUAACCAAGAGAAAGAUAAUGUACUAACGCCUGCCGGGCGAAUAACGAACUAUACAAAGCAUCAUGAGGUAUGCCUUGGCUUGUUGCAAACUCAGAUGAUUAUUCCGAUUCCACUGCAUGUUACGCCAACUUUUGAUACUGACCUGGUCGAUGUGAGGUGGCGUCUGCAUUUCCAGUUUGUUACAAGUACAAACGAGGAGCUGAAUAUGGAAAUCAACAAGGAUACUCUGGAGUGGCAAGCACCAACGGACAUUUCUAUUGAAACCAUGAUUUGGAAUCUGCCAGUCACUAUUUACCCUACAGCACCUGUUCACAUCCCACAAGCCAGCGGAACAUAUACAUUGAAUAUCAAGUAGAAUGUAAUUGAUUCGAUAAAACUAAAUGUGUUAGGUACAAAUAAUGACAUUCU